AUUGUCACAAAAAGAAUGAGUUACAUUUGCGGGACAUUCAAUGAAAAAAGGGUUCUACUGCUAAAAAGAACACACGCUAUCAGGAGAGCUCAUGAGAAUAUUGAUAAGACAUUGAAGGCAUCAGAAGUUAUAUUGUCUCAAUUUGAUAUUUCUCGUCAGGUAGAGUCUAAGAUACUUAGAAGUCCGCAUGAAGACUUGGAAAGCUACCUUGAAGCGAUCCAACAACUAAAGAGCAAUAUUAGCUUCUUCAGCAACAACAAAAGUUUUAAGAGCAGUGAUGGUGUAAUUAAUCAUUCAAAUAAUUUACUUGCUAAAGCUCUAUCAAAGUUAGAACAAGAAUUUGAGCAAAUCAUGUCAUCUUAUAGCAAACCUGUGGAACCUGAACGCCUUUUUGAGUGCCUUCCAAGUUCAUUAAGACCAUCCUCUAAGUCAACAGAUAAUGAAGGAAAUUCAGGUGGCAAACAUCAUUUUGGUCAUGAGCAGCAUCACAACGCUGAAUUAGAGGAUGCAGUUUACACAACGCCUUUACUACAAAAAAUGAACCAUCCGAAUAUCGUAAACCUUACACAAUUCAUUAUAGAGAACGACGUAUUGGGAUACCUUAAUUUGGAGUUGAAUUAUGUUAGGAGAAAGCAAGCUGAGACAUUGAAAUCAUUUCCAACAUUUGUGGUUCAAAAGUUGAAAAUAUUGCCAGCAUUUGUGGUGCAACAAGAAGUUGAAGUUGAGAAGCAAGAUGAGGAUAUUAUGGAUGCAUUAAUAGAAGUUGAGACAACUAUAUAA
Impatiens glandulifera is the source of this 780-nucleotide messenger RNA. Its product is annotated as exocyst complex component EXO70A1-like. The transcript has 8 exons. Gene Ontology annotation, cellular component: exocyst. Lineage: Eukaryota; Viridiplantae; Streptophyta; Magnoliopsida; Ericales; Balsaminaceae. Gene Ontology annotation, biological process: exocytosis. The record is from RefSeq and is a predicted model, not a curated record. Bases 16 to 780 code for a protein of 254 amino acids.